UGGGUUUAUACUAAAGCUGAGAUGAAGGCUGAGCUUGACAGACAGUGAAGCUGAAUUUUAUUUUGCAUUUCUGGGAGCUACUGUAGUUAUUGUUGUUGUAUUAAUACUAGUGAGCGGUUGUCACGACCAACACCGCAGAACCGGACGGACGUGGCUGGCUUUUUUUUUUGAGCAAAUCAUUCUACAGUUAUCACAUUAUGACAACAUUCUCAAGGAAAGCGCAGUAAUUCAAAGAAAUGGUUUUGUUUGGAAGCAUUGUGAAGCUGCACGUUGCAGCUCUUCGGGGGGCUGUUGGCUGCGCUGCUGUCAAAACAAGCAGGAACCAGGUUAAGAUACUUUCUCGGGUAAAAUGUUCGAGACAGCUCGUUCACUGGGGACCCUACAAAGCAGUCUUGUACAGUACACAGGCGCUCUCUAAUGAUAUCAUGGUGGAAUACAGACAUGGCCUCCCAAUCAUUUCUCUGCCGCUCCCCUCAUGGAGAGAAAGGUGUCAGUUCUCGAUCAAGCCAAUGCUCAUGACUGUGGGAGACUUUCUUCACUACAUCAGGGACGAGGACAAAGGGAUUGACCGUGCAACCAUAUUGAACACAGACGGUGUACAAGUAUCAGUCACUACAACCAUGGACACUUUGCUGAUGAACAACUUUCAGCUGCUUAUCAAUGACAUCACCUAUAACGUGCAUCCUCCAGUUAGAGAGGUGGUAAGCAGGGAGCAUGUCACACAAAUGGAAGAUGUGAAGACCAUUGUCCACAGGCUGCAUGUGGCUCUGCACCUGCCCACUCAUCAACUGUUCAAGGAGAGGGAGCUCCUGGAUAAGCUGGCUGAUAUAAAACAGCAGCUGCACCCUUUAGAAGAGAUGAAAAGUCGUUUAAUUCGUAAAGCUGAGGCAAGGACGACGAGACUGCUGUGGGCUGGAUUGGCUAUUCUGUCUGUUCAGGGAGGAGCCCUUUCCUGGCUCACCUGGUGGGUUUACUCCUGGGAUAUCAUGGAACCUGUCACCUACUUCAUCACAUACGGGAGUGCCAUUGGCUUUUACUCCUACUUCAUCCUCACAAAACAGGACUAUGUUUACCCAGACUUUAAAGACCGACAGUUCUUGCAUUACUUCUACCGAGGAGCCAAGAGACAGCGUUUUGAUGUUGAGAAGUACAACAAACUGAGGGAGGAGUUGGCUAUGGUUGAACAAGAUCUAAAACGCCUUCGGGAACCACUCGAGUUACAACUUCCAAUUAAGCAAAUUGAAGGGAAAGAGUGACAUGGCUCUGUGGUUUUGUGACAGCCCCCCCCCACCCACCCACCCCCCCCCCCCCCGUUCUA
Messenger RNA from Acipenser ruthenus (sterlet), 1318 nucleotides. Its product is annotated as calcium uniporter protein, mitochondrial-like. Lineage: Eukaryota; Metazoa; Chordata; Actinopteri; Acipenseriformes; Acipenseridae. The coding region runs from base 237 to 1256 and encodes 339 amino acids. Gene Ontology annotation, cellular component: uniplex complex; mitochondrial inner membrane. The record is from RefSeq and is a predicted model, not a curated record. Gene Ontology annotation, biological process: calcium import into the mitochondrion; mitochondrial calcium ion homeostasis. The transcript is spliced from 8 exons. Gene Ontology annotation, molecular function: calcium channel inhibitor activity.